AUGUCACUUAUCACCGCUAUUGCGCUGCCUUCAUUAGACCAUUCCAUCAAUAGACCUAUGAGCCAUCUUCUAUUGGUGCGAAGACUCUCUCAGGAUUCAAAAAGGAGAAGAAAGUCUCAGAGUUUAGAAGUUAAUCAACCUUCCACCAGCUUUCAACCUUUCGCCAGUUUUCAACCUUCCACUAGCUUUCAACCUUCAACCAGCUCUCAACCUUCCACCAGCUCUCAACCUUCAACCAGCUCUCAACCUUCCACCAGCUCUCAACCUUCCACCAGCUCUCAACCUUCCGCCAGUUUUCAACCUUCCAUCACAUCCCGAGAUGAGACAUUUUCCGAAAACUUUACACCUUCCACAAGUCAACAGCGGGUGGCUCGCUUCAGAGCAAAACAAACUGAUGCAGAUCGAGAACAGCGAAAGAACCGACUAGAGAAAAAACGAAAUCUUCAAAAGAAAAAAAGGCGGAUGGAGAUCACCUAUGUUCGGGAAGCAAGGAAAGAAAAAGACAGAUUGUGGCACAACUUAAAUAAAGAAAAUAAGACUGAAGAAGAGAUUGAGGCAAGAAGAGGAGUUGACAGAGUGCGAAAAAAACUCAAUAGAGCGAAUGAAACUGAAGAGGAGCGUGAGGCUAGACGUGAAGAGGACAGAGUGCGACAAACAUUGAAUAGAGAAAACGAGACUGAAGAGGAGCGUGAGGCUAGAAGAGAAGGGGACAGAGUGCGACAAAGAUUAAAUAGAGAAAACGAGACUGAAGAGGAGCGUGAGGCUAGAAGAGAAGAUGGCAGAGUGCGACAAAGAUUGAAUAGAGAAAACGAGACUGAAGAGGAGCGUGAGGCGAAGAGACAAGACGACAGAGCGCGGCAAGACAAGAGACGACAGGUUGAAACUGCGGAGCAGCAGGAAGAUCGCCAUUUAUCUGAUAACGAGAGAUACCGAAUGCGUGUACAUGAACGCAAUUUGAUGUUAAAUAGUUCAUCCGAUCGUAUUCAUUUUCACAGGACCAAUCAACACCAGGAUGAAAUAAAUACCCGAAUGGCUGCAGACGCUGAAAGACAUCGUAUAACACGGCAACUUGAGACUGCCCGAGAGAGAAGUCACAGGCUUGAACAAGAGAGGACACGACACGCAAACAGAAACCUUAUAUGCUGGCAAAACCAACACAACAGUGGAUUCCUGUAUGACCCGCAUAUAAACUAUAGUCAAGCUGCAAAUAUUGGAGAAUUCAAUAAAGCUUGCAGAUUUUGUAAUGCGUUGACAUGGGAAAAAGAACCACCUGGAAUAUGCUGUGCUUCAGGUAAAGUGUCCCUUGCGCCUAUUUUAGAGGCACCCGAGCCUCUCCGGUCUCUUAUAUCAGAAAAUUCCCCUCAAUCAAGAAACUUUCUUAGAAAUAUCAGAGCUUACAACAGUGCCUUCCAGAUGACAUCCUUCGGAGGCAAUGAGAUCCGGGAAGGAGCCUAUAUGCCAACAUUCAAGAUACAGGGACAAAUUUAUCACCUGAUUGGGUCUCUUUUACCACCACCUGGCCAGCCACCAUCUUUCUUACAAAUAUAUUUUGUAGGAAAUGACCAGGAUCAACUUGAAAGAAGGCGAAAUUUGUUUCAAGACCUUGAACCUGAUGUAUUAGCUGAAUUGCAGACAAUGCUGAAAAACAAUAACUCAUACUUACUAAGUUUUAAAUCUGCGCUAGAAACAUUGCCUCUAGACUUACCUGAUUUGAAAAUUGUUAUUAGGGCUGACAGAUGUCCUGCAGGAGAACACCCAGGCAGAUAUAACGAGCCAACGGUCAGUGAGGUUGCUGUGUUGAUGGUCGGGGACCCCAGUGAUAAUCGUGAUAUCAUCUUGAACUCAAGAGAAGAUGGUUUGAAGCGAAUCUACGAAACUCACCGUUCAUAUGAUGCCCUACAGUACCCACUUAUGUUUUGCAGAGGUGAGGAUGGUUAUAGUUUCGACUUGAAACAUGUAGAUCCAAAUACUAGAGAGCCAACCAACAAGAAAACAAGCUCCCGGGAGUUUUAUGCGUAUCGCAUAAUGGUAAGGGAAAACGACGCGAAUCAUAUUCACCACUUUAAACAGCUUUUAAACCAGUACUUAGUAGACAUGUAUGCAAAGGUGGAGAGUGAAAGGCUACUAUAUGUCCGAACCCAUCAAAAAGAGUUAAGAGCAGAAAAUUACAUACACCUCCAAGAUGCUCUUAGACGAGAUGACAACGUAGAGCAAAUGGGACGAAAAGUAAUUUUACCAUCUACAUUCACUGGAGGACCAAGGUAUAUGCAUUCAAGAACUCAAGAUGCUUUCUGUUAUGUUCGAAAGUUUGGGCGUCCUGACUUAUUUAUUACAAUGACAACCAACCCAAAGUGGCUAGAAAUAACCAAUGUGAUUACAGAAAUGCAAACUGCUCAGGACCGAUAUGAUAUUGUUUCCCGGGUUUUCCACCUCAAACUGCAAAGCCUCAUGACGGUUCUAACUAGAGGUCAGUUAUAUGGCUCAGUACGAUGCUACAUGUACUCGGUGGAAUGGCAGAAGCGUGGCCUUCCUCAUGCACAUAUUCUGAUUUGGUUAGAAGAGCCUAUUCCUCCUAACAGAGUUGAUCAAGUUAUUUCCGCAGAGUUGCCAAACCCUGAGGAUGAUCCUAUACUUUCUGAUAUAGUUAAGACUCACAUGCUACAUGGCCCGUGCGGAGCUUUUAACGUAAGGCAACGGAGACUUCCCUGUAUGAAAGAAGGCCACUGCAGCAAAAGGUACCCUAGGACGUUUGUUAAGGAAACAACUAUGGCAGACAAUGGAUAUCCCACAUACAGAAGACGCGCUCCAGAGGAUGGGGGUCAACAAGUUCUUAUUAAAGUUGGGAACGAAGACAUUGCAAUGGAUAAUAGUUGGUUUGUACUGUACUCUCUUGUAUUGUCUCGAAUGUUUGAAACGCACAUCAACGUUGAAUAUUGUAGCAGUGUAAAGUCAAUCAAAUACAUCUGCAAAUACAUCAAUAAGGGCACUGAUCAAGCUACAUUUUCCAUGGUUGACACAGAUGAAAUUCAAACAUACCAGAGUGGUAGGUACAUUUGUUCGUCUGAGGCAGUAUGGAGGUUGUUGUCCUUCCCUAUUCAUGAGAGAUACCCUUCUGUAAUGCACUUGGAAGUUCACCUACCCGAUGAACAAAACGUUUAUUUUCAACCAAAUAAUGUGAGAGACAGAAUGGAACAAGAUACUACUCUCAUGGCAUUCUUCAACCUUUGUCAGACUGAUGCUUUUGCCAGGACUUUACUCUACAACGAAGUUCCCUCCUACUAUACGUACACGAAACAAAGAGGUUGGAGUAGGAGACGAAGAGGAACACCAGUGCCAGGACAUCCUGAUGUAAGACAGGACUCUUGCAUAGGAAGAGUGUAUACUGUCCAUCCUAACAGCAGCGAGCGAUACUAUCUUCGACUGCUUCUGCACACCGUUCGAGGUCCCACAUCUUUUGAUGACCUUAAGACCGUUGAUGGUGAAUUGCAAGAAACAUUUCAGUCUGCCUGCAGAGCUCUCGGUCUUUUAGAGGACGAUGUAUGUUGGGAAGCAACAAUGAGAGAGGCAGCCGUCGCAGACAGUCCCUCCAAGCUGAGAGACCUUUUCAGUGUGCUGGUAGUUUUUUGUAACUUGAGUCAUCCCCUCGAACUAUGGACGUUGUUCAAAGACUCUAUGUCGGAGGAUUUCUUAAGGACUGCUCAACAGGUGGAUGAAAAUAUAACAUUUCAAAACAGUCCUAACCUUUAUGAUCUGUGCCUGUCAAAGAUACAGGAAAUUAUCACAUCCAUCGGAGGACUUCAGCUAGAUAGCUAUGGACUUCCUGUUCCGGCCACGGCAAACAACCAUUUUAACUUUGAUUAUCUAAAGGAGACCUGUUAUGAUCGAGUUGAACUGAACGAAUUUGUCACACAGAACUUACCACAACUCACAGAGGAUCAACGAAUUGUUUAUGAUCGUGUCAUCUACAGUACAGAGAAUCCAACGGACAACAAUAUGUUUUUCCUUGAUGCACCUGGAGGAACAGGGAAACAUUCUUAA
Macrosteles quadrilineatus (aster leafhopper) is the source of this 4038-nucleotide messenger RNA. RefSeq lists its product as uncharacterized. The coding region runs from base 1 to 4038 and encodes 1345 amino acids. NCBI's taxonomy places the organism in Eukaryota, Metazoa, Arthropoda, Insecta, Hemiptera, Cicadellidae. The record is from RefSeq and is a predicted model, not a curated record. The transcript is spliced from 8 exons.